Molecule: messenger RNA, 4216 nt
Organism: Physella acuta
Lineage: Eukaryota; Metazoa; Mollusca; Gastropoda; Physidae
Biological process (GO): protein deubiquitination
Cellular component (GO): nucleus; cytosol
Molecular function (GO): cysteine-type deubiquitinase activity
Source: RefSeq, a predicted model, not a curated record
GAUAAAUGUAUGCCCAUUGCAACAGGAUUAGUGCGGUUGUUUUGAUUUUGUUUUAAAAAGUGAAGUAAUGAUAAAUAUUGAAUCUUAGUGACAAUAUGGGUAUGCCAGAUGAGAUGGAUGGACCUGUUAGCAAGAGACCUCGGUUAAGCCUACGCACCUCUCGUAAGCCAGGAUUUUCAGGAAAUAUUGCUGGUGAUAACCCUGCUGAUGUAAUUCAGAUCAAGUCAGAGGAUACACCUUCAUUCUUCCCACCUAAAACCUUAGGAUCACAUAGUGAGAGUGUAAGCCUUACACCUAACCUUCCAUCAUCAGCUGAUCCAUUGGUGCCACCAGUUGCAUCUCUCUACAACCUUGGAAAUACUUGUUUUCUGAACUGUAUGCUGGAAGUGUUGCGCUAUACACCAGGUUUUCUCGGAGGUGUUAAACAUCUACAACAGGAAAUUGUUUUGGGAGAGAAAAAGGAAGAAGAGAAAUUAGAUGAGAUAACUCAGACAUGUAGUGCUGAUGCACAGCUUGUUUGGGCAGUGGUUAAGAAUACUCAUAAAAUGUAUGAAGAAAUGGAGACGAAGGAAAUGUUGUAUAAGGAAAUGGCUACAUCUGAUGCCUCAAGCAUGGCUAUCAAACCCAACCCUCUGUUGGACAACAUCAGGGAAUUGAAUCCGAUGUUUGAAGGCCAUUUCCAGCAUGAUGCUCAAGAGCUGUUACGAUGUUUGCUAUGCUAUAUUGAAGAUGCAGAGAAAGAGUUAAAUAAACUCAAGCUUAAAGAGACAGAGAAGAUUACAGAUGGGGCGGAAAAAGAUGUUGAGGAUGCUAGUUUGAUCAGUUAUGAUGAUGAAUCUGCUGAUAAAACUUCAGCGCCAGAGACUCCUGUGAAAGCAAAUUUACAGCAGAAUGAGAACACGUUGAAAGGUGGCGACCCUCUUUGCUGCAGCAAGGGUAAACCAGUCAAACGAGCCAGAGGUCGGCCAAGGAAAGCUUUAUCUGCGAUAGAGGUUACCCAACAACAUGCACCACAUCAGCAGAGGGUCAGCACAUCGGUUAGUGCAUGUGAGACUAGUCGUGUAGGAGACGAUGGGCCAGAACCUAUGGUCUGUGUAAACUCCAGGGGCAGUAAAAGAAAAUCAAGCAACAGUAGUCUUCAUAAAGUGGUGGAAAAAGAUCCUCAGCAGUCUUCCAUGUCUAUGUUUUUAAAGACUCCAGUAGCUGGGGGUUGUGUGGAUAGUACCCGGGAUACAAGUGAAACGGAUAUUUCUGAAAGUAAAAAGAAAUGUGUAGGUGAGAAAAAAACAGGCGGAGCAAGGUUUCUGUUCAGAAAACUUCAACAAAAAUUAUCUCUAGGCUCAAACUCUGAUUCCUCUAUGAGUGGAAUCUUAUCCAUGUUUCCUCUCCAACAAAUUAAACGGCUAGGAAUGAGAGGAAGGGUGGUGGGUGACCCUUUGAAGCAAGAGUCGACCUCGGUCAGCCAUGGAACUGCUGGUCACAGUAAAUCAGUCCAUGGUGAAGUUUUAGGAAGCGAUAAAGCUAGUGAUGACAAUAAUAACGCGCCAGUGUCCAAGGCUACACACUAUACCCCAGGCUGUGCUUUCAAUGUUGGUUGUCAUGGAGACAACCUGCCAAAAUAUUUAACUUCAUCAACUAUUACUGACAAGUCUUCACCAAGAAAAAACUCCCCAGUGGCAAGCUGUGAUGAUAUCUCUGCUCUAAAUGAGAAAGAUGUUCACAGAAGUAUGUCAUCUUAUGAUCUUGGCACAAGAAAGACUUCUCUGUCUUCAUCACCGUCUACAAUGUGUACUGAUCAUUCACCUGGAAACUGUGAUGAAAUAUCUAUUCUCUCUGACAAAGAUAGUCUCGGAACGUCAUCAUCUUAUGAUCUCGGAAUGAGAAAAAUGCACCCUUCUCGCUCACCCUCAAUACUGUACCCAGAAAUUCCACCAGCAGAUGCCAAUCCAACCAACUCCAGCUCCAAGAAGGAAGUUGAAAUAACUGUUCAUUCUCCUUCCAAAUGUAAGUCUCCAACUAGGACCAGAUUAGGCAGAAAUCUGGAGGGAAGUUUCGAGCAUUCACACAAACACCAGGAAGAGACACCUGUUCAUGGUCGAGUCACAAGCUGUGGUUCCAGGAGUUGUCCUCUGUCUGAAAGAAAUACCCCAGCGCCGAAUUCCCCUGCCCACUUGCAACAUUCCCAUUCAUCCCACAAACACUUGAACCACCCAAAUUGCUGUGAAGCUUUGAGUCCCAACUCCCCCAGGGAACUUGAAGUCCAGUUAAAAAAUUGUGACUGCCUGGGUGUCAGCCCUGUUAGGUCAGUCAGUGCCAAACAUGCUGUAUCUGUGUUAAACUCAGACGACCCUGUGCCGUCUUUGAAGACUUCCACAGCCAGAAGAGCCAUUCUGUGGGGCCAUCCGGAAUCACCAGAUGCGUCACGUGAUAAGUCAGAACGUAAACAAAAGCCAAGUCCGACUGGGGGUAAACAACUAAAUGAGCAGACACCUCGAGUCUCAACGAGAAGGUCACCCAGCACUUCUCCAGGAUCAGCUACAAGAGUUGAUCACAUGACCAGGAGGACUCCCUCACGCUCUCCGCCAACCCCUAGAAGUCCAAGAACUCCAGAUGUCUCCCACUUUACACAGACGGUCUCCCUCAGACCUUUGUCCGUAUCCCUGGACAAUUGUGAUUGGUUACUGGCUGCUAGAGGGCAGACAGUCAGCGCUAGUAAAGUCCUUCUAAGCAUGAAGAAAAACAAAAACUCUAAAUUACAAUUCAAUUAUAACCUGAAGCUGUCAACAGAUAUUUUUAAUCUUAAUGCAUCAGAUUUACUUUUUCUCUUCAUGGGAGCAGAGGGUUAUGUCCACGGAAAUACCUUGGUAGAACACCUGUUUGGGGGAACAAUGAUGCACCGCACUAAGUGUCUGGAGUGUGAAACAGCCAGGGAGAGGCAGGAAGUUUUUAUGGACAUCAGCGUGCCUGUGAGAAGCCUCCAUCCCCUGGACGUAGACAGUGAUAGUGAUGAGCCCAUGGAAGACCCAAGAGAUUCUUGCUUGUCUAAGUUGGUGGAAGCCUUCUCUAACACAGAGAGGCUGAAAGACAACAACAAAUAUUUCUGCGAGGUGUGCAGCCACUAUGUGGAGGCUGAACGUUCAUGUCACUACACCACCCUACCCUUGGUUCUGACAUUACACUUGAAGAGAUUUGGAGCUAACUCUGGUUCACUUGGAGGGUUAUCAAAGUUGAAUGACAAGGUGACCAUCCCCCAAAGUUUACCUUGCUUGAGGUACCAGUGUAAAAACUGUACAGACCAAAGCCACAGAUACUCACUCUAUGCUAUAGUCACUCACUCUGGAAUGAGCAUACUACAUGGACACUACAGGGCCUACGUCAAAGUCCAGCCUCAGGUCAAUAGGAAAGUUUUUGCUCAGCUUGCCAAGACAAGACCCAACUCGGAAUGUGGUGGUGGAGAAGAUAGUGCGGCUGAAGAGAAACCACCUUCACUUUAUGAAACCUUUAAGGUUGAAUGUCGACACGACCUGAAGCAAGGUCAAAGCAAAUUAGCUGCAUCUUACCUGAAGAUAGGGGUAAAAGAAAGUCCAGGUGCUGGUCAGGCGAAGUUAUCUUCCUUAGAUGUGAAGGAGGAGUUGUCCUUCAUGGAGAGUGGAGAGGAGGAAGGGUGUUAUUGGCUAGAGUGUGAUGAUGAGUACAUCAAGGUGAUGGACGAGGUAGAGUUUGUGGAGAAGUUGGAGGAGAGGGAUGGGGCACUCAUGGGGACACCCUACAUCUUGUUUUAUCACAAGCUUGUAAACUGAUCAACUGUGUUUUGUGGUGACGGUUGAGGCUGACUGUUGGGAAGGAAUUAGAGGCUCUGCAUUGUGGUUGGGGAUGCCCUACAUCUUGUUUUAUCACAAGCUUGUAAAUUGAUCAACUGUGUUUUGUGGUGAUGGUUGAGGCUGAUUGUUGGGAAGGAAUUUAGAGGCUCUGCAUUGUGGUUGGGGAUGCCCUACUUGUUGUUUUAUCAUAAACUUUUCAAUAGUUGAGUGUUGUGUACUAGUGAUGUUUGUCCUGAAGUAGGUCAUGAGAAAAAAAAUGGCAUGCUCUUUGACCAAUUUUGUUCCAUAUCCGGUUACUGUUUUUUGUUAACCUGUGAUGAGCACAAGUUUGCACUUCCCUCCCUUACUUGGGCGCCCAUGUUUUAGUGGAGUUGCUUCCCUUUAUUUGGGGUGCA